AAUGAGAGUGAGAGAGGACCUAGGUGGUCAAAACCAUCCUAUAUCCCAGGCUUAUGAUUCCCAGAAAUCCUCCUCAUUAUUCCAUGAGACACCCCUAUGACAUUUUGAAUGGAAAGGUCUACAGCUGUUAUUCCAGCACCACUAGGGCAAUAGACUAACAGAGCUAUGCCCCACAUCAGGUUAGAAGAGAAAUUUGCUACUGGAAGUAGCCAACAGACAAGUGUCUGCACUAUGAUGGAUAUCCUCACUGGCAACAGCAGCAGAGAAAAGGCUGGAACAGCGUAUGGAGAUUAACUCCUUUUCCUUCCCUCUUCCCAUCCCCUCCUCCCAGGUUCUACAGCCUGUCCCACCAUGUCAAGGCAAGGCUUGGUGGGGUGGCAUAGAGAAGCUUGUAUUGCUAUCACUUCUGCCAAAUGUGAGGAAGGACUUAAACACACUGGAAUUCAGCAAAUUCACAACCAUUGCAACACUUUUAAACAAACAGAAAGAAACAAUGCACUAGGCUGGUACAUUAUGAUGGUGUCUUAAAGGGGCAUGGUUGACUUUAUCUGGUCAAUAUUUAUGCCUGCCCCUUGCUCCAUUUUCUUAGUUUUAUGUGGUUCUUCUACACAGAAGAUUCACACAACCAACUGAAAGUGAUAAUGUACAACAUACUGUCUAAUAUACAAAGGGACUAAAUGAAGGAGUCUUCUCUUUCAGUUUCCUUCAAGCAAAGGAAAACUAUUUCAGAUGUAAGGUAUUCUGAAUUAAUGGCAUCUUUCACAGUGAUAUUUGUUUUCUGUUCUUCACUCAAGUUUUUACUGCUAAUGCUGGAUUUAUUGUUCUUGGUCACAGAAGUACAAACCAUUUCAAAGUAAAUCUGGUAUGCUAAAAGACACUCUUCUUUUGCUGCAUUUCUGAGACAGCCUUCCCUCAAGAAUUAAACUCUUGCCAUUUCAAAUACUGUCCAAGUACAAUAAAAGCACACUGUGUAACUCAUUCAAGUUCUAUAGCAUCAUUAGCAUCUGAUGCCAAGCAUACCAUGCAAUUAAAACCCUGGUGCAGUCUUGCGUAUAUCUUGCCAGUUACAGAACCAAAAACCACUGUAAAAUGUAAGCCUCCCUAAAGCGUGUUUACUCAGAAGUGACUAUAAAAUUAGUACCUGCCAGAUCUGCUCCCAUGUGUUUGAGAAUCCUUUGCUUUUCUGACAAAAACACAUUUGUAUUAACAGUGAGGAACCACUCUAGUGAUGAUAACUCAAGCCUCAGUAUUUAAGUCCAAGGUUCAGUGCAGAAUCUUUAGUAUAAAUAUUGCCCCCCUCACUUCAAGAUUUAUUCAAGAUACUGCAAAGCUUUGAGACAUUUGUCUUCUUCACUUGAUGCUCAAAAGGUAAAAAGCCUUCCUGACAAAAAAGAAACUGAAAAUGAAGAGAGGAAAUUUCACCUUUAUCAGAUAUAUUCAAAGCUGUCCAAACCAAUACUGAAUGUGGCUAUGACAGCAAGGCAUGAAAAACCUCUUAAAGCAAAACUAGGCACCUGCAAGAAAGUCAGCAGGUGUGAAUUCCCCAUCACAUCCCAGGAAGGAGGCUCCUCUAGCUGAGGGAUAAUAUGAGAUACCAGGAGGAUACAGAAUCUCACAACUAACUGAACUCUCAGAAUGGGAAGCUUGGAGGAUGUUACACUGUAAGCAGUAUCUUAGCAAGUAGAUGUAUUAAUAACCUUUUGAUACCAUGAGACAACAGCAAGGAUGUAGUUAAUACCUAAGACAGGCCAUACUUGGGCCAAAUAAAACCAACUGUCUGCAGAUAAACUAGGAUGCUUCCCAGCUAAACCUGAAGCCCUUCUCCAAUGAGCACAGAUUCCUUUUUGCCAUCUGCCUGGCUUGAUUAAUUAGCCAGCACGAGGCUCUUGCAUGUGAGUCACCAAUACCAGAAUGUGUUUAUCUCUACCUCGCAUUCUAGUGUUAAAAAUAAGAGGCACAACCCUUCCCCUCCAUCUGUGGAUCUCAGUGACACAGCCAGCUCUGUCAGAAAUAUCUUUAGGUAGAGCUAUAGAGGGAGAAUCAAAGUGCUGCUGGAGGGAAAAAAAUCAUGUUGACAGGUCCCUCAAUUCAAGUGCCUCUCAGGAAUCUUGCCUUCUCAGGCAGUGUGGGCUGAUGCUUCACCACUCUGCACACCUACUUCCUGCAAUCCUGGCAAUUACCAAUAGUGUAAAACCCAGUUUCUGACGUGGCUGACUCAGCAAGGGCUUGGCUCAAAACAAAUACAUAUGCACAAGGAACUGCAGCCUGGGAAGCAGUGACAAGAGACGGAAGAGAAGAGAGAUGAAGAGAAAGAGAUUUGGUGGAUUUUAACAGCCAUUUCCAAACCAACUUAGCCCUGCCUGGAGUUGCUGCUGCUAACACACAAGCAGUGUCUAGUGUGGUUCUCUGUACCAAGUGCUUCAGCUACCUCUCCUUUCUACCUGCCCAACUCUGCCCUGCUCCAAUACAAGGUAAGUCCCUGUUCUAAAUUCAUUUUUUCUAAUGUUUGCUCAUUUCAAAUUCCUCUCCAGCUAUUUCUUUCACUGUCCUCAGUGUGAAUGGGCUAAUGGCUCCCCUUCCUAUCCACCUAGUGCAGUUUUUGUAUUGUGCCUUUCACCAUGAAAGUGCCUGGUUACCAUGGCAUCAAGUGCCCUUUUGUUCUAGAUGUUGGGUGAAUUUGUUUUCAUUAUGACUGCCUCCCCUUACUGCUCUUCAUUAGUUUAGAUCUGCAGCACAGAUCAAUACACACAGAUCCCACAUUCCUUUCUAUACUAAAAAGGUAAAUUUCCAUAUAAAGAAAAUGGGCUACUGACACCUUACCAUAAGGAUGUGGUAGGGAUGAAUUUGUAUUUCCUAUAAUACCAGCCUCUUUUGAUUUCUUUACCUUCCAGCUACCAGAGUUGGAAGGUAGGAGACUGUUCCUGACUGGGUUUUCGCUAAUCGUUCCAUUAGAGUCCUGAGACUGAUCUACCUUUCCUCAUCUCACCAUGGAUACUUGGCGGAGAGGAUCCAUUAAGUCCUCAACGUUCUUCAAGCGUUUUUCACUCAGGAGGCAUAAAAAGCUGGGCAAUCAAGUCAUCAUCUUGAAUCAGAAUAGCAACACAAUUGACAACGAUGGGCAGUACCACAAGAGGGAACUAAGGGACCUGAAGGACAAAUCGGAAUACCUGUCAUGCCAGAGUGAGCAAAACCUUGCCAAGGCACAGGCACCUCCCAAGCCUCCCCGGUUGUACCUGGACAGUUCCAGCUGCCCCAACAUAAUUGACCACACAGAUUCCCCCUCUAAAGACAUCUCCUUUUCCAAUGCCAACCCUCAGUACCACAAAGCUACUCAAACACAGCAGGCUCACAUCCACAAGGACCAGGCUACAGGCUGGGGGACUGCUGAGAGAGGCUCCCAGACUGGCUCACCUCUUUAUGACCCAUCUGACCCGUUCUUUUCCUUCAAAGUGGACUUGGGGCUAUCACUCCUUGAGGAUGUGCUGCAGACCCUCAGGAAACAGAAUCCCAGAGAUUACACCAUUUGAAAGCACCUGCCAUUUAAUUUAUUGAGCUAAUCAGCAGGACUGACAGAUUUUUAGCCCUAACAGAGGAAGGGAUACCAUUGUAUCCCUUACUCUGAGGGCUUGUCUUAUUGUCUUGCCUUACCUACCACAAACUGCUCCUGUCCUUUCUUACAGAGCUGUCAAUCACCCAACCACAUGCUGGAAUAAAGGGAAGCGUUUCCAUUCUCCAGACUACUCUGAAAAUUUUUCUCCCACUGUUUACCAUGCACCUCAUCCUGGUAAAAGAAAUCACUUUACUUGGCAACACAGAGACUUACUAUUUUUGGAACAUAAUUGAGACUACAGAAGGUGUGGGAAUCGAGGUGGAUGGAACAUGAUUCAUGGGUUACUGGACAAUCUGGAUGUGAAGGUAGCUCCCACAUUUCAAAGCUAUAGCUGAGGAAUUGAGAACCUGUCCAAAGAGAGAAACUGGAGUGUUUACCCAUAUCACAAGUGGAGAUUCUACAUAUGAAGAUUAAGGAUGUUCCUUUUUCUGGUGGGUUUCUUUCCCAAUAGCUCUAGUGUGAUGGGCAUUCAUAGUCACCUUGUCAUUGAAAACAGGUAAGCAGCCAGAAAGACUCCUAAUAUAGGAUCAGCAAAUUCUCCAUCCUGCUAGCAGGAGAAGGAGCUUCUGUAGAUAUUGCUUUCUGGAGCUUGUUCUGAAUAAUCAGCUGUAAAGAUAUACGCGAGAAUAAAUGUAUCUGUUCUAA
Molecule: messenger RNA, 4255 nt
Organism: Gavialis gangeticus (Gharial)
Lineage: Eukaryota; Metazoa; Chordata; Crocodylia; Gavialidae
Gene: CUNH15orf62
Product: chromosome unknown C15orf62 homolog
Exons: 2
Coding region: 2988-3527 (179 amino acids)
Source: RefSeq, a predicted model, not a curated record